This is a messenger RNA of Uranotaenia lowii, 2489 nucleotides long. RefSeq names its product succinate--CoA ligase [ADP-forming] subunit beta, mitochondrial (gene ScsbetaA). The coding region runs from base 236 to 1576 and encodes 446 amino acids. The record is from RefSeq and is a predicted model, not a curated record. Gene Ontology annotation, biological process: tricarboxylic acid cycle; succinyl-CoA metabolic process. Gene Ontology annotation, cellular component: mitochondrion; succinate-CoA ligase complex. Gene Ontology annotation, molecular function: ATP binding; metal ion binding; succinate-CoA ligase (ADP-forming) activity. The transcript is spliced from 8 exons. NCBI's taxonomy places the organism in Eukaryota, Metazoa, Arthropoda, Insecta, Diptera, Culicidae.
CUCAAUCAUUCGAAGUUCGGUGCCUGCACAUUACGGUCGCUAUUUCGCUAGGCAGGGCGGCGCGAGUGUGAAAAAUUCAAAGUCCAAAUUGAAUCAUUCAUUGUGCUGUAGUAGUUUCGGUGGUGGUUACGUGGCUUCGCAAAGCCCCCUCAGAGACCUUUCCAAUAUCUUGCACGUUUUUCGGUGAACGAAGGCAGACACCGGAGUACCAGGUGCAGAAAAAAUCCACCUAAAAAUGGCGUCAAUACUGAGAAAAUCUAGCCUGCUGUUGGCCGAUCUGGCAGCGAAAUCUUCACCGCGGGUUCUGGCCACUGGAGCCCAACACAGAAACCUGAACGUGCAGGAACACAUUUCGUACACCUUCCUGAAUGAAGCCGGCAUCCCGACACCCAAAUUCGGUGUUGCCAAAUCGGGUGCGGAAGCCGAACAAAUAGCCAAGGAUCUGAACACUAAGAAUCUGGUCCUGAAGGCCCAGGUACUUGCCGGUGGCCGCGGUAAGGGCACCUUCAAAAAUGGUCUUAAAGGCGGAGUGCGAGUCGUUUUUUCACCAAAGGACGCCAAAGAAAUCGGUGGCAAAAUGAUCAACCAACUGCUGGUUACUAAGCAGACCGGAGCGGCCGGUCGCAUCUGUAACUCGGUUAUGGUGGCCGAGCGAAAGUUUCCCCGACGUGAGUUCUACUUUGCCGUCAUGAUGGAGCGUGCCUUCAAUGGUCCGGUGCUGAUUGCCUCGUCCCAGGGUGGCGUGAACAUUGAAGAAGUCGCUGCUGAAAACCCGGAUGCAAUCAUUUACGAACCCAUCGACAUUAAGGCUGGCUUACAGAAGGAGCAAGCUAUUGCGAUCGCCAAAAAAGUCGGUCUGGAAGAGCAUGCAGAUGAAACUGCCAAGAUGUUGCUCAACAUGUAUGAUCUGUUCGUCAAGAAGGAUGCCUUGCUGAUCGAAAUCAACCCAUAUGCUGAAGAUGCUGGUGAAACUUACUUCGCCCUGGACGCCAAGAUGCGCUUCGACGACAACGCCGAGUUCCGCCAGAAGGAUCUCUUCGCCAAGCGUGAUCUGAGUCAGGAGGACAGCAAAGAGGUCGAAGCCUCCAAGUUCGACCUGAACUACAUCGCGCUAGACGGAUCGAUCGGUUGUCUGGUCAACGGUGCCGGUCUGGCCAUGGCCACCAUGGACAUCAUCAAGCUGCACGGUGGCGAUCCAGCCAACUUCCUGGAUGUUGGCGGUGGCGCCAGCGUUAAGGCCGUCAAGGAAGCCUUCAAAAUCAUCACCUCCGAUCCGAAGGUGCAUGCCAUUUUAGUCAACAUUUUCGGCGGUAUUAUGCGAUGCGACGUGAUUGCUGAAGGUAUUAUUCAAGCCACCAAGGAGCUGAACAUCAAGAUGCCCAUCAUCGUGAGAUUACAGGGAACCAACGUUAACGAGGCGAAAGAUUUGAUCAAGAAAUCCAAACUGCGUAUCCUGGCCAAGGACGAUCUGGACGAAGCCGCUAUGCUGUCGGUUCAUCUGUCGCAGAUUGUGCACCUAGCUCGAGAAGCCCAUCUGGACGUUAGCUUCGAACUGCCCGAAAGUUACCAUCACUAAGUUCCCUAAAUUGCUGUAGUUUGAGCUCCAAACCAAACAAGUAAUGAUCGGUUUAUUUAUUUUGAUAUUGAAUCAUUUUCCCACUAGCAGUGGGCAGUGCUAAAUUGACGAUUGUUUCUUCUAAACUUGAAACAAGAAACUCAAAAUCAAAAAUAAAAUAUGUUGAAAUUAACCGUAACAUCUCAAAUACGCGCGUUAUCCCUUGAAAAGAGAGCUUAUUUAUUUUAGAUUCGAACAAAGCUUGUUCGCGUUUCAGUUAUCUGUGUAAGUUAGCUAAUUUAUCCAAACAACAAAUUAAUAAAUAAAUGCUCGUACGAACGUUAUACAAACUUGUCAUCUAUUCUCCGAGGAAAACACCUUUUGCACUAGAAUAAUUUCGAAAGAAACACUGAACUAUUCGAAGUUUAACUACUAAGUGUGUGUAAAAUGCACCCCAAAGUUUAUUGCACAACAUUGUCGAAGUCUAUUUCAUGAGUGGAAAGUAAAUAUAAGAUAAUGAUGCUGGUUAAUAUCAUAAUUUUUAUCUUUGCGUCGUUAAAAGUAUCAGAUGGAUAUUUUUAAAAUGUUUCUUGAACCAGUUCAACAAUUUUUUUUUCAAUUGUUUAAAUAUACAAAAAAAUUAUUGUGCAAUGGCAUACUUCUUAGUAGCUGUAUGUUACUAUGUUUCCUAAAUUACAAUUACGAGCUAGGGAAAAAUAUACGCCUUUGGAAAACCCGUUAAUCCAAGAACUGAAACAGAUAUAUACUGAUAUAAGGUACGAACAUGAAGAGAAAAAGAACAUCUAUACAUCGACCAGGAAACUUUGAACACGCUCGCGUCGCAAAUGUUUUGAAAAUUGCCAGUGCAAACUAGUUACUGACGAAGGUAAUCAUAGUAAAAUAAAUAAAUAAAAGCAACUGAAAGUUGAUUGAA